Messenger RNA from Hibiscus syriacus, 806 nucleotides. RefSeq lists its product as uncharacterized. The transcript has a single exon. NCBI's taxonomy places the organism in Eukaryota, Viridiplantae, Streptophyta, Magnoliopsida, Malvales, Malvaceae. The record is from RefSeq and is a predicted model, not a curated record. The coding region runs from base 468 to 788 and encodes 106 amino acids.
UUCCAUUUGAAAUUCCAUCCUCCUACAUCUUUCUCUCUCAAUUACCCUCACUUUCUCUCUUCCCAAACAGCUCUCAUUUCUAUGCUAAAGAGAUGUCGGGCAUGCAGGGAAGAAGAGGGUUUCUAAAGAAACUCAAAUUCAACCCUACAAUGAUCAACACUUUGAAACAAGGCUUAGUCUUUCAUCAGCACAUUGUCUCCAACCAAAACUGCAAAACAAACAUCGUCGAUGUCAAAGAUCGAAAAGACGACGAAUUCAACGUCGAACAUCCGUGUUUGACGGAUUUCGAAGAGAAAAGUCCGCCAGACGGCAAGAACGCGGUCGUUUUCUAUACGACGAGCUUACGAGGGAUCCGUAAAACAUUCGAAGACUGCAGCAGAAUAAGGUUUCAUUUGGACAGUUUCAAGGUAUCAGUCCAAGAGAGAGAUGUUUCAAUGGACAAGGGCUUCAGGGAAGAGUUGUGAAACAUGUUGGGCGGUCGUGUCAUCCCUCCGAAGCUCUUCGUCAAAGGCCGAUACAUCGGCGGAGCCGACGAGGUCGUCGGACUUCACGAGCAAGGGAAGCUGAAGAAGCUGUUGGAAGAGAUACCAUCGAGUGGCAAUAUUAUCGCCAACAAUGUGUGCACUUCAUGUGGCAAUCUGAGGUUCUUGAUUUGCUCCAGCUGCAAUGGCAGCCGCAAGGUUUAUGAAGAAAAAGACGGUGAUCAUGGCCAUCAUCAUGAGUUCUGCAUCAAGAAAUGCAAUGAUUGUAAUGAAAAUGGAUUGAUUAAAUGCCCGACUUGCUGCUGAAAAUUACAUGCUGAUGUU